UCGCCUGACGGCAUCACACCUGGCUUUCCCUGAUCUCUGUCAACUGCUGCACUUCUACACACUGAGCAGGGAUGUUUUGCCUGUCUGUUUAUUGGUUCCCUCCUGGCUUUACACACUUAAUCUACCAGAUCAUCUUGUUCUUCUGCUUGGUCCAAAGACCUGGCUGUGUUCCUCUUCAGAUCCGCUGUUUAGCAGUAUGACUCCAGAAACUCAAGGCAUAACAGAAACGCCAGAAACAGUCAUGUGCACGAUACAGGUUACAGCUGCCAGUGGUGCCAUGUGCUUUAUCAAUCCCUUGUACCUUCAAGAGCAUGGCGAUGAUUGGCUUGCUCAUUCUUCAACCAGCCAAAUGAAUCUUCCAAUCAGGUUGAGGCGAGAAAGCCGGUUAAGUACCACGAGAGCAUGGGUAGGGAGAGGACUGAAACAGAGGUCAUCUACACUAGCCGAUGACAACUCUAGCAGUUUUGACCAUGACAGAGGAUCGUUUGAGAAGAAUCCAGACUCUCCAUCUGCCCCAGGUGGAGUUGUGCUUCGAAGGGCAAGUGGCGCCAGCAAGGAGGACCCCUUAAAAAGAUCAAGUGUUGACUCCAUUCAAAGCCCUCUCCCUCAGUUACCACAUCGUGUGUCGUGGAUAGAGGACAAGAUAUGGCUGAACUCAUCACUUCCUUCCUCUCUGCUUCAACCGCCCGGCUUAGAGCUGGACUCCCUGUCAGUCAGCAGUAUAGAGGAGGAGACUGAACCAGCUUUAAGCCCCUCCCCAUCACUACCUUCGCCCCGCUUCCACUUGGCAGAUAAGAUGAAGAACCGUCUCUCUGCAGUGGGUCAGGCUCUAGGUGGACUUAUGUCGCCACAGCGAAGACUGAGUAAACGUGUUCAGGAGAUGGCAGAACGGAAGGGAGGGGCUUUUGCAGAGGCUGUCAGGGGAUUUGUAGAGCAAACUCUUGCAAGUGAGGCUGGUCCUGGAGUGACCUGCACCGAGAUGCUACAGGAAGUGCGCUCUUCUCUCACUGCUCUGAAGGAAACCCUGUUUGAUUGUCCAGAGAUCCAAAGCAUCACAGACAGCAUUGGAGACAAUCCAGAUUUUGAGCUGGAUGCUGUGCUGGAGCUUGCCUUACAUAAAGUAGCUCUGAAGCCAGUUUACUCUCACCUUUACGUGUGUCUAAAGACAGCACGCAGGGAUGACUGCACUCUGCAGCGUUUAGAGGCCAACAAGAGCACCCUGGAGAACCGCAGCCUGGAGGAGCUGGAGGGUGCAGCAGGGGCUGGGGUACCGGAUUCCAGCAUGUUGGAAAAGAUCCAGCAACGCUGGACCACAAUGCAUGAGGCCUACUCACCCAGUAAAAAAGUUGACACCCUGCUCAAAGUCUGCAAGAAUAUCUACCAUAGUAUGAAUGCUAAUGCCAAGCCUGUUUUCGGGGCAGAUGACUUCCUGCCAUGCCUGACAUGGGUGUUGCUGCGUAGUGAUGUAGCUACACUUCAGGUUGACACCGACUACAUGAUGGAGCUGCUAGACCCCAUGCAACUACAAGGAGAGGGUGGGUACUACCUUACGUCUCUCUAUGCUGCCCUUUUUUACAUUAGCAGCUUCCGGCCUCGUCUAGCGAAGCGGCAACUUAGUGCAGAAGCACACAGAUCUCUCAGCCAAUGGCACCGCAGACGUACACUGCACUGCAACCAAUCACGCCACAGCAGAAAUCGUAGGACCAUCCGGAGACACGGGCCGGUAGAUGGAAGCUGUAAAACAUCCGAAGAACAGAACUUUUUGAAUGCGAGCACAGAGUCCAGCGGUCUGACUGAUGUCAUGCCAGCCACCUCUAGCAUGCAAGAAACACUCCAGGACUUAGAUGAAGAAUUAGAGAAUGUAAAGGAAGAAGAGGAGGGACAACAAAUACUGUCACCAGAGACGUUGCACCUCACCACUCCUAAAACAGAGGGGAAAGAAAGAAGUGAUGGAGUAAGCUGGAAAGAAGAUAACUAAAAAUCACAUGAUUCUAAAGGAAUGAGCAAAUGGUAUCUUAAUGGUAGUAAAUAGAACUUAAUAGAGAUGCUUGUGAAGGCAAAACCUGUUACUCAAAUGACACCUCAGAUCAUGCAACUUAAUGAAAAGAAUUCAUGCUAUUAUUUCUCUGAGCAACCAGAUUUCGGAUUUUUGCUUGUUACAUGAUAAAGUGUUUGAAAAAAAAACAAAAAAACAUCCACUA
Sinocyclocheilus grahami is the source of this 2201-nucleotide messenger RNA. Its product is annotated as ras and Rab interactor 3-like. Gene Ontology annotation, molecular function: guanyl-nucleotide exchange factor activity; small GTPase binding. Bases 197 to 1978 code for a protein of 593 amino acids. Lineage: Eukaryota; Metazoa; Chordata; Actinopteri; Cypriniformes; Cyprinidae. The transcript has 8 exons. Gene Ontology annotation, biological process: vesicle-mediated transport. The record is from RefSeq and is a predicted model, not a curated record. Gene Ontology annotation, cellular component: cytosol; endocytic vesicle.